Clunio marinus is the source of this 222-nucleotide messenger RNA. NCBI's taxonomy places the organism in Eukaryota, Metazoa, Arthropoda, Insecta, Diptera, Chironomidae. The record is from the annotation of a GenBank genome assembly.
AUGUGUUCAUUGUUGAAUUCAAACUAUUUCUUCAAAAAGAAGAGUACUAAAUUGUUAAAAUUGAUGAGCUUCGAAUCAUUCAGGCGUGCUAUGUUUUAUGAUCUGAUUUAUGUAAUUUAUUUAACUUCUCUUACAUUUCCAAAACAAAGUAGCAGUCAAAUGCAAACAUCGUUGGCAUGGGAAAGUUACACGAAAAGUCACAUAUGUACAUGGAAAAUCUAA